UCAGGGUCCGGCACAGACUGGACUGCCCGGGACAAAGGAGAGAGGUUUCUGGGAGGAAGAUUCCUUGGCCAUGUCUACUUCAGACCAAAAGGAAGAUGCUGUGCGGCUGAAGGAGGAGGGGAAUAAAUAUUUUGAAAGCCAGAAUUAUGAAGAGGCCUCCAGAAGCUACAGCCAGGCCCUGAAGCUGACCAAGGACAAAACUCUACUGGCUACUCUGUACCGCAACAGAGCAGCCUGUGGUCUGAAAAUGGAAAGCUACAUUCAGGCAGCAUCUGAUGCAUCUAAAGCCAUCGACAUUAAUGCUUCAGACAUCAAGGCUCUAUUCCGUAGAUGCCAGGCUCUGGAGCAGUUAGGGAAGCUGGACCAGGCCUUCAAGGAUGUUCAGCGUUGUGCUACACUUGAACCCAAAAACCGGAACUUCCAGGAGACUCUGAGGCGGCUCAAUUCCAGCAUUCAGGAGAAGCUCCAUGUCCAGUUUUCUACAGAUUCUAGGGUGCAGAAGAUGUUUGAGAUCUUGUUGGAUGAGAACAGUGAGACUGAGAAGCGUGAGAAGGCAGCGAACAACCUCAUUGUCCUGGGGAGAGAAGAUGCUGGAGCCGAGAGAAUUUUCCAAAACAAUGGAGUGGCCCUCCUCCUGCAGCUCCUGGACACCAAGAAGCCAGAGCUGGUGUUGGCUGCUGUCCGGACGCUGUCUGGCAUGUGCAAUGGGCAUCAGGCAAGAGCAAUGGCAAUCCUGCAUUCGAUUCGAAUGGAUCGGAUCUGUGGCUGGAUGGCAGUGGAGGAGGAGGAGAUCUCCCUGGCGGUCUGUGGCCUUCUUCAGACCAUCAUCGAUGCUUUGUCUGGAGAAGACAAGAAAGAGCAUCGUGGGAAGGAGGAGGCGCUGGUUCUUGACACCAAGAAGGACCUGAAGCUCAUUACUAGCCACCUACUGGACAUGCUGGUCAAUAAGAAAGUAUCUGGCCAGGGAAGGGACCAGGCGCUGAACCUACUCAACAAAAACAUCCCCAGGAAGGACCUGGCCAUUCAUGACAACUCACCAACCAUCUAUGUGAUAGAGAACGGCCUGAGAAAGAUCCUGAAGGUGGCGGGGCAGGUACCAGAGCAGCCCUCCUGUCUGCCGCUGACUGACAACACUCGAAUGCUUGCCUCCAUCCUUCUCAACAAGCUCUAUGAUGAUCUCCGCUGUGACCCUGAGAGAGACCAUUUCCGCAAGAUCUGUGAGGAGUACAUCACGGGCAAGUUUGAUCCCCAGAACAUGGACAAGAAUGUGCAUGCCAUUCAGACGGUUUCAGGAGUCCUCCAGGGCCCCUUUGACCUGGGAAACCAAUUGUUGGGGAUGAAGGGCGUCAUGGAGAUGAUGGUGGCGCUCUGCGGUUCUGAUCGGGAGCAGGACCAGCUGGUGGCAGUGGAAGCUCUCAUUCACGCUUCCACCAAGCUCAGCAGAGCCACCUUCAUCAUCACCAAUGGUGUGUCCUUACUCAAGGAAAUCUACAAGACAACCAAAAAUGAGAAGAUUAAGAUCCGGACUCUGGUGGGUCUCUGUAAACUUGGCUCUGCAGGAGGCACUGACUAUGGCCUUAGACAGUUUGCUGAAGGGUCUACGGAGAAGCUUGCCAAACAGUGUCGGAAGUGGCUAUGCAAUGCAAAUAUAGACGCCAGGACCAGGCGCUGGGCUGUGGAAGGUCUUGCCUAUCUCACGCUGGAUGCAGAUGUGAAGGAUGACUUUGUUCAGGACAUCCCUGCUCUACAGGCCAUGUUUGAGCUAGCUAAGACCAGUGACAAGACCAUCCUGUACUCUGUGGCCACCACCUUGGUGAACUGCACUAACAGUUAUGAUGUAAAGGAAGUCAUCCCUGAGCUGGUACAGCUUGCCAAGUUCUCCAAGCAGCACGUGCCUGAGGAGCACCCUAAGGACAAGAAGGACUUCGUGGAAAAGCGAGUGAAGAGGCUGCUGAAGGCUGGGGUAAUCUCUGCCUUAGCCUGCAUGGUAAAAGCUGACAGUGCCAUCCUGACGGACCAGACCAAAGAGUUAUUGGCCAGGGUGUUCCUGGCACUGUGUGACAAUGCAAGGGAUCGGGGUACCAUUGUGGCUCAAGGUGGUGGCAAGGCUCUAAUUCCACUGGCUCUUGAAGGCACUGAUGUGGGCAAGGUGAAGGCUGCCCAUGCCCUGGCAAAGAUUGCAGCUGUCUCCAACCCUGACAUUGCUUUUCCUGGAGAAAGGGUGUAUGAAGUAGUACGCCCAUUGGUAAGACUCCUGGACACACAGCGGGAUGGACUCCAGAACUAUGAAGCCCUCCUGGGUCUGACUAAUCUGUCAGGGAGGAGUGACAAACUCCGGCAGAAGAUCAUCAAGGAGAAAGCCUUGCCAGACAUCGAGAAUUAUAUGUUUGAAAACCAUGACCAGCUGCGGCAGGCAGCCACAGAGUGUAUGUGCAACAUGGUGGUCAACAAAGAGGUGCAGGAACGGUUCCUGGCUGAUGGGAACGACAGGCUAAAGUUGGUGGUGCUGCUCUGUGGGGAGGAUGAUGACAAGGUCCAGAAUGCUGCAGCCGGAGCCUUGGCCAUGCUGACUGCUGCCCACAAGAAGCUCUGCCACAAGAUGACCCAAGUGGUAAGAAGGCCUGACCUGGACAACAAAUGGCAGGGGGGUGGACUUCAGGGUUGUCUGUGA
Molecule: messenger RNA, 2671 nt
Organism: Gracilinanus agilis (Agile Gracile Mouse Opossum)
Lineage: Eukaryota; Metazoa; Chordata; Mammalia; Didelphimorphia; Didelphidae
Gene: UNC45B
Product: unc-45 myosin chaperone B
Exons: 19
Coding region: 71-2671 (866 amino acids)
Molecular function (GO): Hsp90 protein binding
Source: RefSeq, a predicted model, not a curated record